Molecule: messenger RNA, 992 nt
Organism: Schizosaccharomyces octosporus yFS286
Lineage: Eukaryota; Fungi; Ascomycota; Schizosaccharomycetes; Schizosaccharomycetales; Schizosaccharomycetaceae
Exons: 2
Coding region: 643-774 (43 amino acids)
Molecular function (GO): mating pheromone activity
Source: RefSeq, a predicted model, not a curated record
UGUUGUCCUGUCAAGCACUCAACUCAAGUUUAAUGACCAUUUCCAUAAACAUUUCAGUUAAAAAUAGUUUCGUCAGUUUAGAAACAAAACGCUAGAAGUGUGUUAAUCUUCCCAUUGAAAGUUUGUUUUAUGAUUGCAGUGUACUCCUCAUCAUAUACAAUAUAGGAAAUCAUUUGUAAGUCUAUAUCCUUCCCUUAUGAAGGUACAUAAAUGAAAUCAAAGAAUGCCUACAAUCCAAUGAUAUCUCGCUUCAAGCCAUAUUUACUUCGAUCUGCUGUUUGUGACUAGGUGAAAGAAUCGCUUUGUAAGUAUCCAAAACCCCAUUGUAUAUUUUUUUUUUUAUAAAAAAAAGAGCUAUUCUUUAUAUAAUAACACAUAUUCAAGUUUCUAUUGUUUAAAUCCGAUGACGAGGAUUCUUUGAGCCUGACUGAACAAUGGGAAGCUUUGUUUAAGAAGAAUGGGAAGAGAAACAAAAUGAAAACAAAGGGCGGUUGGGGUCCAUCUGAGUGUUACUUAUACUAAAACAUAUAUAUUAGGGUCUUUUCUGAUAGAAUCCUCCACCCAAGCUUGAUUUGUUUACCAAACCACUUGUAUUAGCUCUUUGAUCCUAAGACGACUUUGACCUUUUUUCGAAUCUGCAAUAUGGAAUCUAUGAACAACACCAACGCAUCAAGCUCUUCUUUAAUGAAUAACACUCCUUCUAAACCUACUCUUACCACUAGUGGAGCUCACUGGUAUCAACCCAAACCUCCUGCAAUGUGUGUUAUUGCUUGAGAUUGCUUUGAAAUUUUUUGGUGAUCCAAUCUGGUUUCAUGAUUUUACAUUUUGCCGGUUGACAAGUCUUAGGCAUCCGACUGCAACUGUGUAUCGACAACCAUUCAACUGUUUUGCUUUUUAUGAUAUUUAUACUGAUACUACUAUUAUUUACUAACGUAUCUUUAUGCUACUAAUUUAUACUUGUUUACAUUUCUAUUACUAAACUGCACAUUGAU